This is a messenger RNA of Salmo salar (Atlantic salmon), 23834 nucleotides long. The record is from RefSeq and is a predicted model, not a curated record. Lineage: Eukaryota; Metazoa; Chordata; Actinopteri; Salmoniformes; Salmonidae.
AUUUUGGAAUGGAGGCUGCACCAAAAUAGGAACGUUAGCUGUUUGGCAUCAUGUGGUACCAAAUUAGAAAAAAAGAAAGCGUAGUCAACCAUCCACCGCAGGAGACUGGGGGAAUGUUACGCUUUCCUGGAUACACAAUCAUCAUUGUAGGGAUAUUGAUACUCACCGGACAUACAUUUAUUGGAUCUCAACGGCAAAGAUUGGAUUAUUUUACGCUGUAAAACUUGAAGUUUUAGUUCACAUGUUUCAGCGCUUGUUUUAUCAGAGUGGCUGAAGACUCACGGAACAAGUAAUGGACCAGAACCUGUUUGGAGGGGCCCCCAGAUUCCUCACGCGGCCCAAAGCGUUCGCAGUGUGCGUGGGCAAGGAUGCCACUCUAAGCUGCACCAUCGUGGGCAACCCCACCCUACUGAUUACCUGGGAAAAGGAGAAGCUACGUCUGACCUCUGGGGGCCGCUUCAAGACGGUGGAUGAUGGUAAUGUCUACCGCCUCACCAUCUACGAUCUAACCCUGGAAGACAGCGGCCUGUACAUGUGCCGGGCCAAAAACAACGUCGGGGAGGCAUACGCAUGUGUAACCCUUCAUGUAGGCCUUCCACAGGAGAUGGUGGAGAGGGCCCCCGUCUUCAUGGUCAAGCCUACCUCUGCACGCGUGGGUCUGGGGGGCGAUGUGGUCUUCCACUGCCGGGUUGCUGCUUACCCAGAGCCCAAAUUUGACUGGGAUAAGGACGGGCGUUACCUAGCCGAGACAAACCGCAUCAAGGUGUCCUCGGACGGCGACAGCAGCUCCCUGAGGAUCCAGAGCGUGCGCAGCCUAGACAGCGGCAUGUAUACCUGCCGCGCCCAGAACUCGGUGGGCAGGUCGAACUCUGCCGCCACCUUGGUCAUAGACACCCAGGACUCCCGUCACCUGGGCCAGGACAAGAGCACCUCCCUCCUCUCCCACAUGCAGAAGCGUAAAGAAGGGAUCUCCAUCUACCGCGCAGCAGAGACCAGCAGCUCCUCUCACAACUCCACCACCACCUCUUCCACGGCCACCACUAUGGUCACAGACGGGCUGAGCGGUCUGGGUCUGGACCACGGCAGCGCAGCACUGAUCAGCCAGCUACCCAAAAGCGUCUUCACCCGCACCUGCACGGUGACUGAGGGCAAGCAUGCCAAGCUCAGCUGCUUCGUGACGGGUCACCCCAAGCCUCAUAUCAUCUGGAGGAAGGAUGGGACGAACAUCGGCGAGGGACGAAGGCACAUCAUGUAUGAGGACCAGGCCGAGAAUUUCAUCCUCAAGAUCCUGUACUGCAAGCAGAGCGACAAUGGCCUGUACACCUGUAAUGCCUCCAAUAUGGCUGGACAAACCUACAGUGCUGUGCUGGUGAUUGUUAAAGAGCCCAAGGUGCCGUUCAGGAGGAAGCUGCAGGAUGUGGAGGUCCAGGAGAAGAUGACGGCCAUGCUGCUGUGUGAGGUGCCCGUUUCGGCUAGCCAGGCCAGCUGGUUCAUGGAGGAGACACGUCUGGAGGACAGCUCCAAGUACUGCAUGGAGGAGGAGGGGACCAUGCGUCGCCUCACCAUCCGCAAUGUCACCACUAAUGAUGAUGCCGUCUACAUCUGCGAGAUGAAGGAGGGGAGCCGCACCGUAGCCGAGCUCACUGUGCUGGGGAACAUCAUUAAGAAGCUUCCCAGGAGGACUGUAGUGUCGGUGAGUGAUACAGUGAUCUUCUGCGUUGAGCUGGAGCACCCCAGUUCUGACACCUACUGGACACGCAACGGCGAGCGUCUGAAGCCGGACACACGGAUAUCCAUUGCGUGCACCCUCAGACAGUACACGCUAACCAUCAGCCACUGCCAGGCCGACGACUCAGGAGAGGUGGCCUUUGUGGCUGGAGACUGCAAGACCUCCACACGAUUCUCUGUCGCGGCUGCCAGAAAGCACCCUCCAGAUCCCCCUAUCGACGUGGUGGUGCGUAACAAGACCGACUCGUCCAUCACCCUCCACUGGUCCCCCCCAGACAGUGACCGCCCCGUGCCCAUCAAAGGGUACAUGGUAGAGAGGAGGAAGGUGGGUGCCCAGACCUGGCAGAGGUGCAAUGGCAUGGAGAUCAGCCCCUUUACUGAGAUCACGAUCCAGAAUAUCACAGAGGAGGCCAGCUACCAGUUCCGCAUCUCCGCAGUCAACGACUACGGCCAGAGUCAAUACAUGGAGGUGCCUGGCACCUUCUACCUCGAGCCCUCUGCAGAGGUGAAGACUGGCCUGAUGAACAGCACAGCCAUCUCAGGCGAGGAGGCCUCCCUCUCCGUGGACCUGUCUGCCGUGUGCUCUGGCUUCUGGUCUAUCAACGGCUGCCUCCUGCGGAGUGGGGCUGACUACCUCAUCACACGCCAAAAGACCACACAUACGCUGACGAUCCGAACUGUCUUGAUGGAGAUGAAUGGAGCCGUGAUCAAAUUUGUGGGCGGUGGCUCCGAGAGCACUUGUAUACUCCAAGUGAAGGCUCCAGCUAUCCGGUUCACCAGUAAGUCCACUCACACUGAGGUGGUGACCUGCAGCGCCCAGUCCUCCGCCCAGCUGGCCACAGAGGUGUCCGAUUAUGAUGCUCAGGUGGUCUGGAUGAAGAAUGGACGGGAGCUGAAGAUGGGCAAGAAGUAUGAGUGCAUAAGCACCGACCGCAAGAGGAUCCUGAUGGUGCACAACGUCACCGAAGAGGACACGGGAAUCUAUGAGUGUGUCUUAAAUGAAGACCGAAUGUCCCUGCAGCUUUCUCUAAAAGAUGAAGCCAAGUUCCUGAACAAGCCCAGGGGUCCCAUCGGGGUGGCGCCUGCCCUCAACGGGGACCUUGAGUUGAGCUGUGAGGUGUCGUCUGCAAGCGCGGUGGUGGUGUGGAGGAAGGAUCAGACAUUGGUCACUGAGGACCAAACAACCACCAUCGUCUCCAAAGGGACACAGAGGAGACUGGUCAUCAAGAAUGCCAAGAAGAGUGACGAGGGACACUACUCCUGCGAGACAGUCGAGGACAAAGUCACAUUCCAGGUCAAAAUAAAAGAAGCCCAGGCUGUCUUCUCCAACAAGGAGUCUGUACAGAAGGAGGUGAAAGCUACUCUCUCCCAGAAAGCCACUCUGAGCUGUGAAGUGUCCGACCCAAAGACUGAGGUGAAAUGGUACAAGGAUGGCAAGCUGCUGACUUCCACUGAGACAGUCUCCACGGAGACAAAGGGCAGGAGUCGUCUGUUGGUAGUAGACAAAAUUGAGAAGAAGGAUGCUGGAGAGUACACCUGUGAGGCUAGAGCAGAGAAGCUGGACUUUAAAAUACAUGUUUCAGAAACCCAACAGGCUGUCUUCACCAACAAGGAGUCUGUACAGAAGGAGGUGAAAGCUACUCUCUCCCAGAAAGCCACUCUGAGCUGUGAGGUGUUUGACACCAAGACAGAGGUGAAAUGGUACAAGGAUGGCAAGCUGCUGACUUCCAGUAAGACAGUCUCCAUGGAGACAAAGGGCAAGACUCGUCAGCUGGUGAUAGAGAAGGUGGAGAAGAAGGAUGCUGGAGAGUACACCUGUGAGGUUGGAGCAGAGAAACUGGCCUUCAAGAUUCAGGUGACAGAAGCCCAGGCUGUCUUCACCAAAAAGGAGUCUGUACAGAAGGAGGUGAAAGCUACUCUCUCCCAGAAAGCCACUCUGAGCUGUGAGGUGUCUGACACCAAGACAGAGGUGAAUUGGUACAAGGAUGGCAAGCUGCUGACUUCCAGUAAGACAGUCUCCAUGGAGACAAAGGGCAAGACUCGUCAGCUGGUGAUAGAGAAGGUGGAGAAGAAGGAUGCUGGAGAGUACACCUGUGAGGUUGGAGCGGAGAAACUGGUCUAUAAGAUUCAGGUGGCAGAAGCACAACAGGCUGCCUUCUCCAACAAGGAGUCUGUACAGAAGGAGGUGAAAGCUACUCUUUCCCAGAAAGCCACUCUGAGCUGUGAGGUGUCCGACACCAAGACAGAGGUGAAAUGGUACAAGGAUGGCAAGCUGCUGACUUCCAGUAAGACAGUCUCCAUGGAGACAAAGGGCAAGACUCGUCAGCUGGUGAUAGAGAAGGUGGAGAAGAAGGAUGGUGGAGAGUACACCUGUGAGGUUGGAACAGAAAAGCUGGCCUUCAAGAUACACGUGACAGGAGAAACUCAGGCUGCCUUCUCCAACAAGGAGUCUGUACAGAAGGAGGUGAAAGCUACUCUCUCCCAGAAAGCCACUCUGAGCUGUGAGGUGUCCGACACCAAGACAGAGGUGAAAUGGUACAAGGAUGGCAAGCUGCUGACUUCCAGUAAGACAGUCUCCAUGGAGACAAAGGGCAAGACUCGUCAGCUGGUGAUAGAGAAGGUGGAGAAGAAGGAUGCUGGAGAGUACACCUGUGAGGUUGGAGCAGAGAAAGUGGCCUUCAAGAUACAGGUGGCAGAGACUGCCUUCUCCAACAAGGAGUCUUUACAGAAGGAGGUGAAAGCUACUCUUUCCCAGAAAGCCACUCUGAGCUGUGAGGUGUCCGACACCAAGACAGAGGUGAAAUGGUACAAGGAUGGCAAGCUGCUGACUUCCAGUAAGACAGUCUCCAUGGAGACAAAGGGCAAGACUCGUCAGCUGGUGAUAGAGAAAGUGGAGAAGAAGGAUGCUGGAGAGUACACCUGUGAGGUUGGAGCGGAGAAACUGGUCUAUAAGAUUCAGGUGGCAGAAGCACAACAGGCUGCCUUCACCAACAAGGAGUCUGUACAGAAGGAGGUGAAAGCUACUCUUUCCCAGAAAGCCUCUCUGAGUUGUGAGGUGUCCGACACCAAGACAGAGGUGAAAUGGUACAAGGAUGGCAAGCUGCUGACUUCCAGUAAGACAGUCUCCAUGGAGACAAAGGGCAAGACUCGUCAGCUGGUGAUAGAGAAGGUGGAGAAGAAGGAUGCUGGAGAGUACACCUGUGAGGUUGGAGCGGAGAAGUUGGCCUUCAAGAUAGAGGUGGCAGAAUCCUCUGCCAAGUUUAAAAAAACUGCAGUGAAGGAUAUAUGCAGUGUUGAAGCAAGUGAGAAGAUUGUUUUGACCACUGAGCUGACUUCGGAGAGUGCCAGUGUUAAGUGGUUCAGGGAUGGUGUGGAGUUGAAGGAGAGCUCUAAGUAUGACAUGAAGAGAGAGGGACAUUCUCGUACCCUGAUUGUGAAGUCCACUGAAGUCAAAGACAGUGGCACCUACUCUUGCCACACUGCUGACGACAAGCUUGAGUUCAAAGUUCAAGUCAAAGAUUCACCACUGAAGUUUGUGGUGCAGUUGCAGCCUGUAGCCACAGAGCUGGGUGGUACACUGACCCUGACCUGUGAAAUGAAUCGAGCCUUAGGGGACGUGCUCUGGCGCCACAACAGCUGUGAGGUCAAACCCGGCGGCAGGUUCUGUGUCAGCACUGAUGGUCCCAAGCGGGUCCUUACUGUGACAGGAAUGGCAAAAGAGGAUGAGGGAGAAUACAGCUGUGAAUGCAAAGAUGAUAAGACCUCUGCCAAGGUCUCCACCAAAGCACCCAGACUGGUGAAGCUGACUUCCAAGCUGAGCAACGUCGCUGCUGUGGAGGGGAAGGAGGCCAUCUUCAAGUGUAGUGUCACCCCAGCUGACGUCAAAGUGAAAUGGUUCUGCAACAACGUGCCCAUCACUGCUGGGCCCAAAUAUAAGAUUGAGCAUGGGGGCACCUGCCACUCCCUCACCAUCACCUCAGUCAGUCAGGAUAAUGCUCAGGAGAUCAGCAUUGAUGCAGAGGGAAAAACCUGCAGUGCUACCCUCCAAGUGCAACUGGAGCCGGUGAUGUUCAAGAAGAAGCUGGAGAAUGUGAUGGCGGUGGAGGAUCAGAAGGAGGUGAAGCUGGAGGUAGAGCUGAGUAAGCCCUCUAAAGAGGUCAGGUGGAUGAAGAACAGCGUGGUGCUACAGCCUGGAGGUAACAUGGUGAUCAGGGUGGACGGAGCCAAGCAGACCCUGGUCUUUAAGACUGUGACUACGGCCGACCGUGGCUACUACUCCUGUGAGACCCUGGAUGACAAGACCCAGGCCAAACUCACAGUGGAUGUGAAGAAGAUUGAGGUGGUGAACGGCCUGCUGCCGGAGGUCAAGGCCCAUGAGAAGGAGACAGUGACCCUUGAGGUGGAGCUCAGCCAGGCUGACGUGGAGGGCUCCUGGACCAGGGACAGCAUCAAGCUCAAGGCAGGGUCCAACUGCCGCAUCACAGCCCUGGGAAAGAAGCACGCCCUCACACUAUCCCAAAUCAAGAUGGAGGACGCAGGAACAAUUGCCUUCCAAGCAGAGGGGGUCAAAACUUCUGCCAAACUCAUUGUUACAGAACCUGCGGCUAUGAUCUCUAAACCCAUGGAGGAUGUCAAAGCCCCAGAGAAGGAGAAGGCUACGCUUGAGUGUGAGGUGUCCAGAACUAAUGCUGAGGUCAAGUGGUUCAAGGGUGACAUGGAACUAAAACCAGGAAAGAACUUUCGCAUCCACUCCCAGGGCCGGACACGCAGCCUGCUAAUCCACAAAUGUUCCAAAGAGGAUGAGGGCACAUACGUCUGCCAAACGUCUGAUGACAACACAUCAGCUAAACUCACUAUUCAUGCCCGAGACAUUAAAAUAGUGAAGAAGCUUGAGGACGUGGAGGUGAUGGAGAAGGAGAGCGCUUCGUUCUUCUGUGAGAUCUCUCACGAUGAAGUGGACUGCCAGUGGUUCAAAGGUGACACCAAACUCAAAGUCGGUGACAACAUCAAGAUGAGACAAGAGGGUAAAAUCUAUGUGCUGCUGUUUAAGUCGGUGACCCCAGAAGACAUUGCUGAGAUUAAAUUCACAGCUGAAAAGGCCUCUUCAACAGCCAAACUGACAGUGAAAGAGCUCCCUGUCCAGUUUGUGAAGAAGCUCAGGGAUAAGUUAGCCUUGUAUACACACCGUGGGUUCUUGGAAUGCCAAGUGUCCCGGGCCAGCGCCAAGGUCACGUGGUACAAGAACAAGAAGGAGAUCAAGCCCAGCAAGAAGCACGAGAUCAGCAGUGAGGGUAUAUACCGCAAACUCACCAUAAACGACGUGGGCUCGGAUGAUGAGGAUAUUUACACCUGUGACGCCAUCGAUGACAAGACAUCCUGUAAACUUCUUGUGGAAGAGCAGGCCAUCAGCAUCGUACGGGAGCUAAGUGCCGUGGAAGUGACCGAGCCCUUUGCCGCCUUCUUCGAGGUGGAGAUCAACAUCGACUCAGUCAAGCCCCCCAAGUGGACCCUGAAUGGUGUGGCCGUGCAGGAGAGCAUUGACGUGGAGAUGGAGAAGGAGGGCUCCAUGCACCGCCUCACCUUCAAGAAGACCAAGGCCUCCAUGACAGGACCUGUCCAGUUCAUGGCUGGCAAGAGCAAGUCUGUGGCCCAGCUUACUAUCAAAGAGCGUCCUCUUGAGGUGGUAGAGCCCAUUAAAGAUGUGACAGUCAAGGAGAAGGGCUCAGCCACUCUGAGCUGCAAGUUCUCCGCCGCACCCAAAGAGGUGAGCUGGUUCAAAGGGCAAACCCUCCUGGAUGCUUCAGACAAGUACAGCCUGAAACAGGACGCUGUGAGGGCUCAGCUGACAAUCCAGAAGCUGACUGGGGAAGACACUGGGGAGUACAGCUGUCAGUCGGCUGCUGCCAAGACCAAAGCCACUCUCACUGUAGAGGUUCGGAAAGUGGAGAUCACCAAACACCUGGUGGACACAGAGGUGGAUGAGGACAGUGAUGCAGUGUUCACCUGUGAGAUCAACUACACUGAUGAGGAGGUGCAAUGGCUACUCAAUGAAAAAGCACUCUUCUCCAACGAGGUCAACACCAUCACACACGUGGGCAAAGUGCACAUGCUCACACUCAAGAAUCUGGCACCUGAGGAUGGGGGCACCAUCAUUUUUAAGGUCAGGGAAAUCAAGGAGGUUGUGACCCUAAAAGUCAAAGAGAAGCGUGCAGUGUUCCUCAAGUCUCUAGAUGACGUGGUGGGAGAGGUGAAAGGUAUGAUCACCCUGGCUUGUGAGGUCUCCAAGCCCAGGGUCUCCCCCACCUGGAGGAAAGAUGGUACGAUCCUGACCACUGGCUCUAAGUAUGAGGUCCUGCACACAGGCAAGUCCCUGGGUGUGAUCAUCAAGGAUGUUACCAAGGAAGACGCAGGGGAGUACAGCUGCGACCUGGGAACUGAGCUUUCCAAGUCAAAGGUCACUGUGAGAGACCUGAGCAUAGGUAUCACCAAGCAGUUGAAGUCCGUGGAGGCGAUGGAGGGAGAGACAUGUAGCUUUCAGUGUAUUCUGUCACGGGAAAGCACUGACGAGUGUUCCUGGACCUUGAAUGGCCAGACCGUGGCUAACGGAGGACGCUUCCAGGUCUCCAGUACAGGUCGCAAGUACAUGCUGGUUAUCAAGGAUGUGAUGCCAGCCGAUGCUGGUGAGGUGGUCUUCAACAUCAAGAACCUGAACUCCAAGACUACCUUAGCUGUUGAAGGCAAAGCUAAAUCUGUAUCACGGGAGCUGCAGAGCAUUAGUGUAGUCUCAGGGGAGGAUGCUGUGUUCUCCUGUGAGGUCACAGAGACCAGGGCCACUGUCCAGUGGGCCAAAGAUGGGAAGGACAUCAGGAAGAGUGAGAAGUAUGAGAUCAGUAAAGAGGAGAGGGUCAUGAAGUUGACCGUCCACAGUGUCACUGUUCAGGACUCUGGGGAAUAUAGUUGUGAGGUUAUCGGAGGGGCCACUACCAAGGCCAAGCUGGAGAUCAAAGAGCCAGUCCACAAGUUUACCAAGGAGCUUAAGGACAGCGAGGUGGAGGAGAAGGGCUCAGUGACCCUGCAGUGUGAGACAGCCCAGCCUGCCUCCAAGGCCACCUGGUCCAAGGGAGGCGUGGAGCUGAUGUCCGGGGGACGCUAUGAGAUGAGUCAGAAGGAGACCAUCCUCACCCUGACUAUCAAACAGCUGGAGGAGAAAGACGGCGGCACUUACACCUGUGACGUGGGCACUGCCACGAUGACGGCGAAGGUGACAGUCAAAGCCUUGCCUGCCAGCUUUAAACAAAAGCUGAAGAACCAGCAGGCCAAGGAAGGGGAGAGUGUCACUCUCUGCUCUGUGUUAUCCAAACCUGGGGUCAAUGUUCAGUGGAAGAAAGGCACUGAGCAUCUCAAAGCUGGAGACAAAUAUGAGCUGAAACAAAAAGAUGCCUCCUGCGAGCUUCAGAUAAAGCAUCUGAAUGUUGAAGACAGUGGAGAGUACUCCUGUGAGUGUGGGGACCAGAAGACCACAGCGACUAUAAACGUCCAUGCGUUACCUGUGACAUUCAAACACAAGCUGGAGAGCCAGGAGGCUGAGGAGGGGGGCAGUGUUACCCUGCACUGUGAGUUCUCUAAACCUGGAGUCCCUGUGGAAUGGAGGAAGGGAACACAGGUGCUGAAGUCUGGAGAAAAGUACCAGAUGAAGCAGAAAGAAUCUGUGAGUGAACUCCUGAUCAGCAAAGUAGUACCAGAGGACAGUGGAGACUACAGCUGUGUGUGUGGAGACCAGAAGACUACAGCCAGUCUCAAGAUUAAGGCCCAACCUGUUACAUUCAAACAAAAGCUAGGGAGCCAGGAGGCUGAGGAGGGGGACAAUGUUACCCUGCACUGUGAGCUCUCUAAACCUGGAGUCCCUGUGGAAUGGAGGAAGGGAACACAGGUGCUGAAGUCUGGAGAAAAGUACCAGCUGAAGCAGAAAGAAUCUGUGAGUGAACUCCUGAUCAGCAAACUAGUACCAGAGGACAGCGGAGACUACAGCUGUGUGUGUGGAGACCAGAAGACUACAGCCAGUCUCAAUAUUAAGGCCCAACCUGUUACAUUCAAACAAAAGCUAGGGAGCCAGGAGGCUGAGGAGGGGGACAAUGUUACCCUGCACUGUGAGCUCUCUAAACCUGGAGUCCCUGUGGAAUGGAGGAAGGGAACACAGGUGCUGAAGUCUGGAGAAAAGUACCAGCUGAAGCAGAAAGAAUCUGUGAGUGAACUCCUGAUCAGCAAAGUAGUACCAGAGGACAGUGGAGACUACAGCUGUGUGUGUGGAGACCAGAAGACUACAGCCAGUCUCAAGAUUAAGGCCCAACUAGUGACCUUCAAACACAAGCUGGAGAGCCAGGAGGCUGAGGAGGGGGACAAUGUUACCCUGCACUGUGAGCUCUCUAAACCUGGAGUCCCUGUGGAAUGGAGGAAGGGAACACAGGUGCUGAAGUCUGGAGAAAAGUACCAGAUGAAGCAGAAAGAAUCUGUGAGUGAACUCCUGAUCAGCAAAGUGCUACCAGAGGACAGUGGAGACUACAGCUGUGUGUGUGGAGACCAGAAGACUACAGCCAGUCUCAAUAUUAAGGCCCAACCUGUUACAUUCAAACAAAAGCUAGGGAGCCAGGAGGCUGAGGAGGGGGACAAUGUUACCCUGCACUGUGAGCUCUCUAAACCUGGAGUCCCUGUGGAAUGGAGGAAGGGAACACAGGUGCUGAAGUCUGGAGAAAAGUACCAGCUGAAGCAGAAAGAAUCUGUGAGUGAACUCCUGAUCAGCAAAGUAGUACCAGAGGACAGUGGAGACUACAGCUGUGUGUGUGGAGACCAGAAGACUACAGCCAGUCUCAAGAUUAAGGCCCAACUAGUGACCUUCAAACACAAGCUGGAGAGCCAGGAGGCUGAGGAGGGGGACAAUGUUACCCUGCACUGUGAGCUCUCUAAACCUGGAGUCCCUGUGGAAUGGAGGAAGGGAACACAGGUGCUGAAGUCUGGAGAAAAGUACCAGAUGAAGCAGAAAGAAUCUGUGAGUGAACUCCUGAUCAGCAAAGUGCUACCAGAGGACAGUGGAGACUACAGCUGUGUGUGUGGAGACCAGAAGACUACAGCCAGUCUCAAUAUUAAGGCCCAACCUGUUACAUUCAAACAAAAGCUAGGGAGCCAGGAGGCUGAGGAGGGGGACAAUGUUACCCUGCACUGUGAGCUCUCUAAACCUGGAGUCCCUGUGGAAUGGAGGAAGGGAACACAGGUGCUGAAGUCUGGAGAAAAGUACCAGCUGAAGCAGAAAGAAUCUGUGAGUGAACUCCUGAUCAGCAAAGUAGUACCAGAGGACAGUGGAGACUACAGCUGUGUGUGUGGAGACCAGAAGACUACAGCCAGUCUCAAGAUUAAGGCCCAACUAGUGACCUUCAAACACAAACUGGAGAGCCAGGAGGCUGAGGAGGGGGACAAUGUUACCCUGCACUGUGAGCUCUCUAAACCUGGAGUCCCUGUGGAAUGGAGGAAGGGAACACAGGUGCUGAAGUCUGGAGAAAAGUACCAGAUGAAGCAGAUAGAAUCUGUGAGUGAACUCCUGAUCAGCAAAGUGCUACCAGAGGACAGUGGAGACUACAGCUGUGUGUGUGGAGACCAGAAGACUACAGCCAGUCUCAAUAUUAAGGCCCAACCUGUUACAUUCAAACAAAAGCUAGGGAGCCAGGAGGCUGAGGAGGGGGACAAUGUUACCCUGCACUGUGAGCUCUCUAAACCUGGAGUCCCUGUGGAAUGGAGGAAGGGAACACAGGUGCUGAAGUCUGGAGAAAAGUACCAGCUGAAGCAGAAAGAAUCUGUGAGUGAACUCCUGAUCAGCAAACUAGUACCAGAGGACAGUGGAGACUACAGCUGUGUGUGUGGAGACCAGAAGACUACAGCCAGUCUCAAGAUUAAGGCCCAACUAGUGACCUUCAAACACAAGCUGGAGAGCCAGGAGGCUGAGGAGGGGGACAAUGUUACCCUGCACUGUGAGCUCUCUAAACCUGGAGUCCCUGUGGAAUGGAGGAAGGGAACACAGGUGCUGAAGUCUGGAGAAAAGUACCAGAUGAAGCAGAAAGAAUCUGUGAGUGAACUCCUGAUCAGCAAAGUGCUACCAGAGGACAGUGGAGACUACAGCUGUGUGUGUGGAGACCAGAAGACUACAGCCAGUCUCAAUAUUAAGGCCCAACCUGUUACAUUCAAACAAAAGCUAGGGAGCCAGGAGGCUGAGGAGGGGGACAAUGUUACCCUGCACUGUGAGCUCUCUAAACCUGGAGUCCCUGUGGAAUGGAGGAAGGGAACACAGGUGCUGAAGUCUGGAGAAAAGUACCAGCUGAAGCAGAAAGAAUCUGUGAGUGAACUCCUGAUCAGCAAACUAGUACCAGAGGACAGUGGAGACUACAGCUGUGUGUGUGGAGACCAGAAGACUACAGCCAGUCUCAAGAUUAAGGCCCAACUAGUGACCUUCAAACACAAGCUGGAGAGCCAGGAGGCUGAGGAGGGGGACAAUGUUACCCUGCACUGUGAGCUCUCUAAACCUGGAGUCCCUGUGGAAUGGAGGAAGGGAACACAGGUGCUGAAGUCUGGAGAAAAGUACCAGCUGAAGCAGAAAGAAUCUGUGAGUGAACUCCUGAUCAGCAAAGUGCUACCAGAGGACAGUGGGGACUACAGCUGUGUGUGUGGAGACCAGAAGACUACAGCCAGUCUCAAGAUUAAGGCUCUUCCAGUCAUAUUCAAACAAGAUCUGCGGAGUCAGGAGGUUGAAGAGGGGGGCAGUGUUACCCUGCAUUGUGAGCUCUCUAAACCUGGGGUCCCUGUGGAAUGGGGGAAGGGAACACAGGUCCUGCAGUCUGGAGAAAAGUACCAGAUGAAGCAGAAAGAUUGCAGUGUGGAACUCCAAGUCUGUGAUUUGAAACCUGAAGACACAGGAACCUACCACUGCAGGACUGGAGACACCGAGAGCUCAGCAUACCUGAAAGUCAAUGCUCCGCCAGUCAUUUUCACUAAAGAGCUGCAGAGCCAACAGGCUGAAGAGGGGGGCAGUGUUACCCUGCACUGUGAGCUUUCUAAACCUGGGCUCCCUGUGGAAUGGAGGAAGGGGGAGGUGGGUCUUUGCCCCUGUGCCAAGUAUGAAAUCAUCCAGGAAGGGCACAGAGCUAGGCUAGUCAUCCAAAACUUAGACCCAGAAGACUCAGGCAGCUACACCUGUGACAGUGGUGACCGGAAAACCACAGCACACCUUGCUGUGAAGGCCCUGCCCGUUUACUUCAAAACUCGACUACAGAAUCUAGAGUGGGAUGCAGGUGAGAUCGCCAUCCUCCGCUGUGAGAUCACCAAGCCUGGGGCCAGCGUUGUCUGGAGCCGGGGCGACAGGGUCCUGGAAUCUAACAACAAGUAUCAGCUGAAACAGGAAGGGGCCAUUGUGAAGCUUAUCAUCUAUAGCCUACAAGGGGCUGACUCUGGGGAGUAUAUCUGUGACACAGGUUACCAGAAGACCUCCUCCAUGCUCACUGUACAGGAGGUGGAGGUGACCAUAGUGAAGGUCUUGAACAGCUGUUCGGUGCACGAGGGGGAGGAUGUCCACUUUGAGUGCCAUCUGUCCCACGUUGAUGCCAAGGAGGUCCAGUGGAAGCUUGCGGACGUCCCUCUGCAGAACAAUGAAAUGAACCUGAUCCGUGCCCGGGGCAAGGUGCACAGCCUCACCCUCAGGGGGGUCACCCAGGCCGACUCGGGCACAGUUACCUUCACCGUGGGUCACCAUACCUCCACCGCAAGCCUGACCGUCCGAGGGGCCCCUGUGGUGUUCAAGAAGGAGCUGGAGAGCCAGGAAGCAGUGGAGGGAGGCAGUGUUUCCCUGACCUGUGAGAUCAGUGCUGAUGGCAAGGUGACCUGGAGAAGGGGCUCUGUGCUCCUCACCCAGGGGGAGAAGUAUUCCAUGGAGCACACAGGUUCUACCUACAUCCUGAUGGUUCACAAGUUAAAGGUUGAAGAUGCUGGAGAGUACACCUGCGAUACCGGGGAUAAGCAGAGCACAGCCACCCUGACAGUCAAAGAGUCUGUACGCAUCACUCGGGAGCUGCACGACAUCACAGUGACCACCGGGCAGAAUGCGGUCUUUGCGUGUGAGUUGUCCCAGGAGGGCGUGACCAACGGAGAGUGGUGGCUGGGCGAUAACCUCCUCCAGAACAACGACCUGAACCAGAUGACCUGCCAGGGCCGGGUACACCGGCUGACACUACAGAUGGUCACCCCCGAUGACUCAGGGGACGUGGCGUUUGUGGUGGGCGAGGAGAAGACCGUUGCUUGCCUACUGGUGGAAGAGAAGCCCAAAGCCUUAAUCCUUGAGAAGCCUCACGAUACAGUGGCCUUGGAGGGUGAGACAGUCACCCUGUCCUGCACUGUCUCCGACCCCACGGCCACCGUCACCUGGAGCAGGAAUGAUGUGGCCAUCAAAGCAGGACUCAAGUACGACCUGCGGAAGAACGGAGCUCUCCUGCAGCUGCGCAUCCACAACCUGGAGAUGGAGGACUCUGGAACUUACUGCUGCGAUACCGGGGAUGCACAGUGCACCGUCACCUUGAUUGUGGAAGGUGCCCCGGCAUUCUUUCAGAAGGAGCUGAAGAACCAGGAAGCCCAGGAGGGUGAUGAUAUCACUCUGCACUGUGAGCUCUCCAAGGCGGGCACUCACGUGGAGUGGAGGAAGGGAGGCGCAGUCCUCCAGGCUGGUAAGAAGUACGAGAUGAGGCAGGAGGGCUGCGUUCAGGAGCUCCACAUUCGCAACCUGGAGCCAGAGGACAACGGCUACUACACCUGUGAUGCUGGAGACCAGCUCACCACGGCGUCAGUGGCAGUGCAAGACCCCACAGUAGAGGUGGUGAGCGAGAUGCAGGACCUUCGUGUGGCUGAGGACCAGUCGGCUGAGUUCAUCUGCCAGUACUCCCGGCCGGUCAAGGCCCAGUGGAAAAGAAACGGACGGCCGUUGCAGCCUGACGGCAGGAGGGUGGUAGUGGAGCAGGACUGGACCGUGGCUCGCUUGUACAUUAGCCGCGUGUCCACUGAGGACAGGGGGACGUACUCCUGUGAGACAGAGGGGACCUGCGUGGUCGCCUCGCUGGAGGUGGAAGCUAAACCCAUUGAAAUCCUCCAGGGCCUGGAGAACAUGGACACCAUCGACGGCGGCGAGGCCCUGUUCGAGUGCUCGAUCUCUCGUUGCGAGAUCAAAGACAGCUGCUGGCUCAUUGACGGCAAGCCGGUGAAGGAUUCGCCAACCACUGAGAUUGUGUCCUUCGAGAGUGGCCGCCGCCACCUGCUGCUGCUAAAGGAUCUGCACGUCGGGGACAACUGCAAAGUGACCUUCCAGGCUGGCACCGCAACGACCUCCGCCAUGCUCAACGUCAAAGGCUGGCAGCUGGAUGUGGUGAGCGGUCUGGAGGAUAAGGUAGCUGUGGUGGGAGAGAAAGUAGAGUUCAGCUGCGUGCUGACUGAACCUGUGCCUGAGGCGGAGGUAGCCUGGUACUCUAAUGGAGCCGAGCUAAAGAAUGAUAACACCUGGGCCAUGCAGGCUGACGGUUGCUCCUACCACCUGGUGCUGAGACAGGCCCCAGCCAUGCCACCACAGGAGAUCACCUUCGCUGCCAGGGACGCCAUUUCCAUGGCCAAGCUCACUGUCAUCACCGUUCCAGACCCCCCGGAGGACCCAGAGCUGGUCAGUAAGCAUAAACAGGGGGUGACCCUGUCCUGGUUCACACCUCUUAGCGAUGGAGGCAGCCCCAUUCUGGGUUACAGGGUGGAGAUGAGGCUGGCGGACAGCGCCCUCUGGCUUCCGUGCCAUGCAGAGCCUGUGUGUAACACAGAGUUCUCUGUGGAUAACCUCAUCCCAGGGAGCGGCUACAGGUUCAGGGUGGCAGCCAUCAACAGAGCUGGGACUGGAGAACCUGUCCAGCUGCCUCAGACUGUUCAACUGGAGGCUCCAAUCACAGUGACCCAGCAGUUGGCCUGUCCAGACUUGCAGGAGGGUAAGAUGGCCCGUGUAGAGUGCCAGCUCUCUGCUGAGGGCAGCUCGGUCACCUGGCUCAGAGACAACAAGGAGCUGGAGUUUGGGGUCAAAUACCAGGUCACCAUUGAGGGCAAGACACAAGUGCUGCUGAUCAAAGACUUUGAGUCUGCUGACCAGGGCGUGUACACCUGUGUGGCCUCAGACGAGGCAGAAAGCUCCAUUAAUCUCAACCUACCAACAGGUGGAGAUGGGGUUAAGUUGGAGGGGGCCCAGCCCAGCCUGCCUCCUGAGGCUGCCUCUGAGGGUGAUGUCCACGCGCUGUGGGAGGCCCUGGCCAAGAAACGCCGCAUGAGCCGAGAGCCCACCCUCGACUCCAUCUCUGAGCUGCCUGAUGAGGAGGACAAGGAGCCCAAAACACCCAAGGAGCCAGUCAAAGCGAAGAAAGCCUCAGAGAAGGUGAACGAAAAGGAAAAGGAGGUUGUGGAGCCUGUCAUCAUCGCAAAGAAGAAGGAGUUGGAUACCAAUCUACACACCAGCUCUGAGGAUGAGUCCAGGGUUCCAACGCUGGUGUCCUACCUGAAGAAGAGCAGCAAGUCCUCCCUCUCUGCAUCCGACCAGACAGAGUCCAUCUCAACUGAGAAGUUCUAUGCACAGACCUCAGUGCAACAGACCACAGUCCUACAGACCUCAUCUUCGGGACAGAAGAUCACAGCACAGACCACAGAGAUCACUGAGUGCGGAAAUGAGGAGGAUGAAGAAAAGGGGCUGCUGGAUGCUGCUGUCAAGAUCCAGGCUGCAUUCAAGGGCUACAAGUCCUGCAAGGACAUGUGUCCAGUCUUCAAGGAUGUCUUCAAGGACCAGACCAAGGAGCCCAAUGGCACCAUCCACCUGGAGUGUGUGGUUGAGGGCAAGCCUGACACGGUGCGCUGGCUGAAGGACGGCGAGCCACUUGUGGACAGCAAACACCACCAUAUCGACAUCUACAACGAUGGCACCUGCUCUCUGGUAAUCACCGCCGUUACCACCAAGGACACGGGCAUCUACACAUGUGAGGUCACCAACAAGUUCGGCGUGACCAUCCACAGCGGCAAGGUGACAGUAGGCUCGGCACGGGAGGCAUCUGGAAGGAGGCCCCUGACCAUGGGCUACAGCGCCGACAGCGAGGCGGAGAGCUCGUCUGCAGAAAGCGAGAUGGAUGAGUCUUUGAGGCAGGCCAGCAAACGGCUGCGCCGCCUCCUCCGCACACGCCUGCCGGCCACGUCGGAGGAGGAGUCGUUCGUCAGCUGUGAUGAUGAGGCUGAGCUGCAGGCCCCCGAGCCCAAAUCGUACCGCGAGGACGAGCGCUACCUCUACAUCCGCUUUGACACGCGGUCUGAGGCCCAGGUGGCGUUGCUGCACUUUCAGGAGAUGUUCACGGCCCAGGGGAUGCCUGUGGAGACCACCAUCCAGGAGGCUGGACCUCUCAAAGUGGAGCUGCGCAUCAUGAAGAUGGGAUACACCCAAGAUGGCUCUGCAACACCCACACAGGAGAAGCAGCUGCCCACGUUCAUGACAGGAGCAACCGCUGCCCCCGUCUUCCUGACCGAACUCCAGAGCCAGGACGUGCAUGACGGUUACCCGGUCAGCUUUGACUGCGUGGUGAUCGGAAAGCCUACACCCAGCGUGCGUUGGUUCAAGGACGGGAAGCUCCUGGAGGAGAAUGACCACUACAUGAUCAACGAGGACCACGAGGGCUGCCACCAGCUCAUCAUCACCACCGUGCUGCCUUCUGACAUGGGCGUCUACCGCUGCAUGGCCGAGAACACCAGUGGCAUCGCUGCCACUAAGGCUGAGCUCAGGGUUGACAUGUCUUGCAGCUCAGACUACGAUACUGCAGCUGAUGCCACUGAGACAGGCUCCUACAUCAGCGCCAAGGGCUACAUGUCAAGGGAAACUGAAGCGUUUGAGUCUGUGGCAGAGGAUGAGCAGAUACCACAAGUACUGGAUGAGCUCCAUGAUGUGCAUGUCAGUCCAGGCUCACCCAUCGCUAAGAUGCAGCUGAAAGUCAAAGGUUUCCCCACGCCCAGAGUGUACUGGUUCAAAGACGGUAUCCCGCUGCGUUCCUCAGACAGGAUCCUGCUGCUGGACAAGAGAGACGUCCACAGUCUGGAGGUCCUGGAGGUGAAGAGGGAGGAUACAGGAGAGUACUCUGCCUACAUCAGCAACGCUGCUGGAUCAGCAUACUCCUCUGCUAGGAUACUGGUUCUGGGUCCAGGAGAGCUCACACCUGUAGAAGAGCACGAUCCCAAGGUGCCUCUGGUGCCGCCACGGUUCCUGGAGAAGUUUAGCAACAGGAAGGUGAAACAGGGAGCCAGUGUCACCCUGUCAGUCAGAGUGGAAGGUUCUCCCACCCCCAUGGUGACGUGGCUGAAAGAGGAAUCUGCUGAGGACGUGUUGUGGAUCAAGCCAGACACUAAGGGCUUUAAGGUGGCCAGGUCUGGGCGCAAACACAGCCUCAUCCUCAUGGAUGCGGGUUCUGAGCACGCCGGCACCUACACCUGCAUAGCCACCAACAGGGCCGGCCAGUCCAUCUGCACUGCCCACUUUGAGGUGGAGGAUGCGCCACGACCAAAGGAAGAGACCAAAAUCCCUCUGGGUAUUACUAUCAGCCCUCCAGAGGAGGAUGCUGCCAGAAAAAUGCCUUAUCUAGGUGAAGUUGGAACAGAAGAGUUUCUUAUGAAGCUCACCUCACAGAUCACAGAGAUGGUAUCUGCCAAGAUCAGCCAAGACAGCGCACAGAACCUUGAAGUGCUCCAGUGGAUGAAAUCAUGGCCCAAAGCCUCCACCUCACUACGUGUCCCGGGAGGCGAUAGCGACGAUGAGACCAAAACACCCUCCGCCUCGCCCCAUCACGGCCGCUCCCACCCCAGCUCCAUUCUCGCAGACUCCUCCUCUGAGUCUGACGACCCUGAUGCCAGGGGAGAGAUGUUUGACAUCUAUGUGGCUACGGCUGACUACAACCCCACCAUCCCCAACAAAGAGACCAUUUCCCUGAAGGAGGGCCAGUAUGUUGAGGUUCUGGACUCGGCACAUCCACUCAAAUGGCUGGUCCGGACCAAACCAACCAAAACAACCCCAUCCCGCCAGGGCUGGGUCUCACCUGCCUACCUGGACAAGAAACUCAAGCUGUCUGCUGAUGCUGGUGAUGUCCCAGAGACAGGUGGAGAAGAGGUCUCAGAAGGAGAGUACAAAAGAAGACUACUCCAACUGAUCCAGGACAUGAUCAACAGCGAGGCAGAGUUUGUCAAAGAGAUGGACUUCUUCACCUCCCACCACGUCAAGCAUGUGGAGAGCCCUGACGCCCCAUCUGACGUCACCAGCCAGAAGGAGGCCAUAUUCAGGAACAUCAACGAGAUCAAGGCCUUCCAUAGCGAGUUCAUGUUCCCUAAGUUGCGCGAGUGCGACACUGAUGACGACGUGGCCAUGCGGUUCCUGAGGAGCGGGGAGGGCUUUGAGAAAUACCUCCAGUACCUUGUAGGCCAGCAAAAGGCAGAGGCCGCUAUCAGUGACAAGACCGUACACCACUUCUUCAAGAAGUAUACAGACAAACAGCAGGCCAGUGCCGACCCUGCUGAAGGGCCUGUAUUGAGCAUUAAUGCCUACCUACAGAAACCUCUGGACAGAAUACAGAAGUACAAGGCCUCACUCAAGGAGCUGAUCAGGAACAAGGCCAGGAACGGUCAGAACUGCUGCCUGCUGGAGGAGGCCUAUGCCAUGGUUUCAUCACUGCCUCAGCGUUCAGAGAACACACACCACGUCUCCAUGAUAGAGAACUACCCUGCCACUCUGGAUGUAUUGGGGGAGCCCAUCAGACAGGGACCCUUCAUGAUGUGGGAGGGUGCACCUGGGGUAAGGUCCUCCUCCAGAGGCCACCGUCGACACGCGUUCCUCUUCAAAAACUAUGUCAUCAUCUGCAAAUCCAAGAGAGAUUCCAACACAGACACCCAGGGCUACGUCUUUAAGAACAUGAUGAAGCUGAACAACAUAGACGUGAAUGAGACAGUGGAGGGUGACGACCGGGCCUUUGAGAUCUGGCACGAGCGCGAGGACUCUGUCAGGAAGUACACGCUUCAGGCUCGCACCGUCAUCAUCAAGAACUCCUGGCUGCGAGACCUCAGGGACCUGCAGCAGCGUUACACCAUGCCCGGCUGGAGUAUGCCUGACUUCGAUGAGCUUCUGGCUGACUGCACAGUGGAGCUGGGACAGACAGUGAAACUGGCCUGCAAGGUUAUUGGAGUACCCAAACCUGUGGUCACCUGGUACAAGGACGGGCAUGCGGUGGAGGCCGACCCUCACCACAUCAUCAUCGAGGACCCUGACGGUUCCUGCACCCUGAUCCUGGACAACAUGACAGCUGAUGACUCUGGACAGUACAUGUGCUUCGCCACUAGCACCGCAGGCAACGCCAGCACCCUGGGGAAGAUCACUGUCCAAGUGCCUCCUCGUUUCGUGAACAAGGUGAGGAAUGCUGUCUUUACCGUUGGUGAGGAUGCUCAGUUCUCCUGCACCAUCCAGAGCGCCCCCAGCCCCAAGAUCAGGUGGUUCAAGGAGGGCAGGCUGCUGACUGACCAGGAGAAGUAUCAGACCUACAGUGAGUCCCGUAGUGGAGUACUGGUGCUAGUCAUUAAAGGCCCUACGGAGAGAGAUCUGGGACAUUACGAAUGUGAGUUGUCCAAUCGACUGGGCAGUGCUAGGUGUGCAGCUGAUCUGUGCCUUCCUUCUGCUGUGACUAGGAGAGGAGAGCAGGCGAUCACCAUCGAAGUCACCGAGCAGGAGACUAAAAUACCAAAGAAAACCAUCAUCAUAGAGGAGACCAUAACCACGGUGGUGAAGAACACCCGUAUGAAGCGUCGUGGCCUGUCUCCAUCUGGGUUCAACCGCUCCCAAACCUCCACCCCAGAUCUCCCCACCACCCCCACGGCCAGGCAGAGGAGGCAGGCUUCCGCCAACAGGAAGACCACCAUCCCCACCCUGUACGUCACAGAGCCCGAGGGGGCCGCAGUGCCCUGUGCUGCGGAGAACAAGUGGGUGGAGGUAGAGGAAAUCAUUGAGUACAAGGUCAACAAGUCGCCCAGGCCCUCCAGGAGAGGUGUCUCCCCAGCCGGGUCGGAGCGGGCGCACACCUCCUCCUCCACCCGGCCACAGAGGUCCGCAAACCCUAAUGACAACAACUCCAACAACAACCUGGUAGAACUGCAGAACCACUCCGAGCUGCAGGGGGCACAGCCUCUGUACUUGGACGACGAUGAGGAGGAGGAGGAUGAGGACGUGGUUGUGGAUGGAUCCGAUGUCGUCCCUGGAAUCAGUGGAGAGGCCUACGAGGUCUCCUCGCUUCUAAUUCCUAACGACCAUGAACACGAAGAGGAUGAGGCCUGGCUAGAGGAGCAGCAAGUGGCUUUCAUCACAGAACCGGAUGACGAAGACAACACACCUAGGAAGCUGGAGCCUAAGAUCCUGACCCAGGGCGGUCACGUUCUCACCCUGGAGGACCUGGAGGACUACGUCCCCAGGGAGGGGGAGACUUACGGCUCCUCCAACACCCGUUCAUCACCUCCCGAGAGGCCCUGCGAGAUCUCAGUGCUCCAGAGGGAGAUUGGGGGCUCUGCUGUGGGCCAGCCGGUGCUGCUCAACGUAGGGAGGCAUGUGGUGAUGCCUAGGGAGAGGCCCAGGCCGGGGUUCUUCAGCCGCUUUAGAGAUCACCUCUCAGGAAGCAUGUUCUCCCCAGCCGCCCCCCACCACAACUACAACCACCACCCCAGUGGAGGUCAGUCCAGGAGGGAGAUUCCCAUCCAGGUCAGCCAUGCCAACCUAGAGGUCAAGCCGUUGUACUGCUCUGAGGUGCAGAGAGUGGAGGGAGUGCAGCAGAGCUACAAAACCAAAGUCUACACAUCAGUGGGCAAGCCAGUCACUCUUCAGAUUAGCAAGAAUAACCCAUAUCAAAACCAAUAAUUUAGUGUGUGAAAAUAAGUAGCUGGAUUAGAACCAAGCAGAUUGUUGUUAUUCUGUGAUACGUACAAUAGCCCUUUUAGUCUUAAAUGGGAACAUUUCUAGUUAAGUGUUAAAAAGCAUAUUCUAACAUUGCAUUUUACUGCAAAUGGCGAAUCAUUCCAUUUUCAAGCAACCCAGCUAAAAGUAAAAUGCAAACACAGGAAGUCAGUCGUUUGGCCAGACAGAAAGUGGAUUUUAAAGGACAAAACAUCAAAAGGGGGUCGGAUAUGUUUAGGCUAAAUGAUUUCCGAACGCCAUUGUAUACUAUCCAGCCUUCAAUUUAUUGCUGCCUUUCUUGACACAAAUUUGAUUUACUGAAAAAUACAAUAAUUAUGAGUGUUGCAACAUGGACUGACACUAUUUUCAAGUUCAAAACUCCAUCUGCUUUACCCUCAGGCGACAGAUGUUUAUCAUUUUAAAUUCUUCGAUGUUAAACUUUUGUCCUGUAGGAGAACAUCAGUGUACAGCACUAUACACUAAGUGUACAAAACAUUAGGAACACCUUCCUAAUGUUGAGUUGCACCCCCUUUUGCCCUCAGAACAGCUUCAAUUUGUCGGGGCAUGGACUCUACAAGGUGUCGACAGAGUUCCACAGGGAUGUUGGCCUAAGUUGACUCCAAUGCUUCGCACAGUUGUCAAGUUGGUUGGAUGUCCUUUGGGUGGUGAACCAUUGUUGAUACACACCUGAAACUGUUGAGCGUGAAAUCCAGCAGCGUUGCAGUUCUUGACACUCAAACGUGCGCCCGGCACCUACUGCCAUACCCCGUUCAAAGGCACUUAAAUCUUCUGUCUUGCCCAUUCACCCUCUGAAUGGCGCACAUACACAAUCCAUGUCUCAGUUGUCUCAAGGCUUAGAAAUGCGUCUUUAACCCGUCUCCUCCCCUUCAUCUACACUGAUUGACAUCAAUAAGGGAUCAGUCUAUGUCAUGGUGUUCCUAAUGUUUUGUACACUCAGUGUAUGUCUCUCUGUUAUUUCCAGCUGAAGUUUAAUGAACAAAGAAUAUCCACAUUGACUUGUAGCAUAUCAGUUUGUACAUAGGCUUACUCCUGUGGAAGGAGAAACUGUUUGUGUCUCGAACAGUAACUGACCAAACCAAUGACUUCAGCAACAAAGAUGGUAUUGUACAGUAAAGAGCAGUCAGAUUUGAAAUGUAACAGAGAAGUUGUAAUUCUGGAAUCCACCCCAAAAAGAAUAACUUUGACAAGAUGAUAGAAGUAUAAGAGCAUUGAUUACUGAAGUUGCUGAAUUGUGUGACACGUUGACAAUGUUCUCUCAAUAGCAGUCACUUGAGAAUGCAGAUUAAAGCCAGACACAUGGCUCAUUGAAUUGUACUUCGGAUUGGGUAGUCUGUCCUCCUAUGCAGAAGAAAGUCUCAAAUGUUUUAAACAUUUCUAAAUGGUCAAUUACAUGUUGUGCAGAGUUGAUACAUUUACAUGAACUGUAUAUCACUUGUGGUGUGGAAUGAUCUAGGUCUACGAUUGUGCUUUACAGGUCUCAUAUAAAAGGGUCUCAAUUUACUUCAGGUUAAAUACAUCCAAAACAUGGAGCUAUAUAGGAUAAUGAAUCUUGUCCUGGGUCAUUUGUUUUAUAGAAAGCCAACUCUUCAUUAUCAGUUUAUUAAGAGCAAUGACCAGUGGAUUGACUUUAGACCAUUUUUAAAGUAUUUGUGAUUACUUUGGAGUAAAAUGUAAUUAAAAUAUGUUUAGAAAAGUGACAGCAUGAUAUGUAUUAGCUGUUUGAAAGCUGAUUUGAGUGUUUAUCGGAUUAACACAAUGUCAUUUCAAUCCUUUAUUCGGUUCAGGUGAGAGCAGUUGCAUAGUUAGGAGUGAGUCAUUGAUCACACUGGAUUUAAGAACUUUGUUUUAAAUAGUGAAUUACUGUUUCCCAAAGUAAGAGUGAUGUUUUAUGUUAUUUUAAACGUCUUGUAGAAGCACUGAAAUACUUAUUUACUGUAAGAAAUUCAACAUAAAGCACAAAUAGGGUUUGACUGCCUGCACAUGUUUAGUUAAUGCAAAUAAAUGUUGAAUAUACCUAAAUAAAUUAAUUGCAACUGAA